Molecule: messenger RNA, 2184 nt
Organism: Oncorhynchus mykiss (rainbow trout)
Lineage: Eukaryota; Metazoa; Chordata; Actinopteri; Salmoniformes; Salmonidae
Biological process (GO): sensory organ development; axon development; positive regulation of transcription by RNA polymerase II
Cellular component (GO): nucleus
Molecular function (GO): protein dimerization activity; DNA-binding transcription factor activity, RNA polymerase II-specific; E-box binding
Source: RefSeq, a predicted model, not a curated record
GAUCCGCCAGGAUCCAGAGGUGACAGACAGGAGAUUGCGUCACAAGUGAGUCAACUGUUAGUGCGGUCCUUGGUCAUUGAAGAUAGACACAUUUGCAGCGCUGUCCAAACCUGGUUUUGGUGGAUUUUUUUAUUUUUAAAGUUCACUUUUUUUUCCCCCCUCUGAUACUCCUCCUAACUCUUCAACCGACUCUUACCGCUGAAUAUUCAAGACACGUUCCAGUGCUUUCCAAAUAUUGGUUAUCUAAGAAGUAGCAAAAUAACUCACCACACCUCUCCAACCAAGUCGUGGAUGUCUGUAGCCGUCAUGACAGCGAAAACAGAACUGUCCGGCUGGCCAGACUACACAGGCGAGGACUUCCCCCUGAUGGAACAGUCUAAACUGGAGCCUCUCGCAUCCAGAACCAGGGUACCAUCUCCUAGAGGGCAGUCUCUAUACUCAACCAGAGAUACGGGCCAUUACGCGCACAGCGGCUCCAUGGAUAUCUCACUGGAGAAACUCAUGUCGGUGAGUAAACUAACGGACAGUGGUGUCACGAUGGAGAUGGACAUGGAUACAGUACCUGGGGACCAGGGAGAGGGAGGAAACGGUACGCAGCAGGGCCACCACCCGGGCCCGCAGAAACACCGGCGAGUCGCGGCUAACGCCCGGGAGAGACGGAGGAUGCACGGGCUGAACAAGGCGUUUGACACGUUGCGGAGUGUGAUCCCGUCCGAUAAUAAUAAAUUGUCCAAGUAUGACACUCUCCAGAUGGCUCAGAUCUACAUCCAGGAGCUGUCGGAGCUGCUCAUCGGGGUGGUGAAGCCAGAGAGCCGGGGAGGGUCGCGGAGUGGAUGCGCCUCACCAGACAUAGACCACCUCAUCCCGGAUAGGAGGAACCUUCUGGGGUCUCUCUCUCCAGAGCCCUUGCGGGGUGGCGGCGGGAUGACUGGGAUCAGCAACACCCUGCAGGACUCCCCCUCCCCGCAGCCUCAGAACAAGAGACUGGUCGGAGAACAGGAGAACAAUGGCCCCGUCGGUCACCUCAUCAUUCUGUCUGCGCCUAAAUCUGAUCUAGGAUCGGGGAAUAAGAGGGUGUCUAACACUUCUAACGGGAGUGAUGGAGAGUCGUCGCAUUACAGUGACUUUGAGGACGGACAGGCCGGUAGACGGUGACCAUUUAGAGUGACAACAGGAACUCUUUGAGGAGAGGUUUUCAUACGGAUCCUUUAAUAUUUUAUAUAAACUGUCUGUGUUUUAGAAGACAAUAACGGACACCAAAAUAGAACCACGUAGCCCACCUUGAAAUGUUGAAUGAUAUUCUGGUUCAGAUUGAGACGGUAGUCUAGGCCUACUCUCAGCUACAUUUAGACAAGAACACUUGUCUCAUCAUGCCAUAUUUAUUUAUUAUAAAUGGACACCAGGGUUGGGGUCAAUUUAAUUUUGAAUUCAGGAAGUAAUUCCAAUUCGGUAAGCAGCAGGGCAACAUUGGGAAACAUUGGCAUCAGAAUUUGGUUUACUUUCCUUCCCGAAUUGACUGUAAUUGAAAUGUUCCCCAAACUCUGUUUGGAGCUCAUCUUGAAACGUUUAAUAACGUUCUGGGUUAGAUUAAAACGGUAGUCUAGCCGACAUUUAGUCAAGACCACGAAUAUCCCCGUGAACACAAGACGUUGAAAAUGUUGUAUUUUCAACAAGGUUUUACUCAUAGGGAGGGAUGUUUCAUCAUACCAUAUGUAUUUAUUAGAUAUCAACACUGUAAAAUAAAAAGAGCUAGCCUACUGUGUGAUAUUGAAGACUUCAUUGUGUGUUUAAACAAGGCCUGAUAAUAUGACUUCUCAUCGGGACUUCACUUCCUUCUUCACUUCCUUCUUCACUUCCUUCCUUUUUAGCACUUUAUUGACUAAAUGCAUCUGGAACACUUGGUUUCGCGGUUUGAUGGCAUGCAUAUCUAAUAAUAAUUAAAAAAUAUAUAUAUAAACAAAAAUACUUUGAUAUUAAUCUAUUGUUAUUUGUUUUCUUCCAAGAAUAGUUUUUGAUUGAGAAAAAAACAACGUUUUUUUAUUUGGUAGAUAAAUAUUUAGAACGGUUUUUUUUCCUACAUUUUCCAGAGUAAUUCACUCUGUCUGAUUUAAUUUCAACAGCUUCAACACUGUAUAUUCCAAGGACUUUAUUGGCAUGGGAAAUAAAUGUAUCACCUUCUUUUAG